Molecule: messenger RNA, 718 nt
Organism: Corapipo altera (White-ruffed manakin)
Lineage: Eukaryota; Metazoa; Chordata; Aves; Passeriformes; Pipridae
Product: gastrula zinc finger protein XlCGF49.1-like
Exons: 3
Coding region: 1-705 (234 amino acids)
Biological process (GO): regulation of transcription by RNA polymerase II
Molecular function (GO): RNA polymerase II cis-regulatory region sequence-specific DNA binding; DNA-binding transcription factor activity
Source: RefSeq, a predicted model, not a curated record
AUGGCCCCGGCUGCAGGACAACCCCGCUGCCGCCGCCGUCCUGCCGGGGCCGGAGAAAAGGGCCGGAGAUCCCCCCGCAGGAGGGGCUCCAAAGCCAGCCCAGGGUGCUCUGAGGAGGAAAAACCCAGCCUGUGCCGGGAAGGCGGCCGGAGCUUGAGGGAGAGCUCUGAGCUGGUGGUCCCUGAGCAGCCUCCCAACAGGGAGAAGCCCUUCAGGUGCUUGGAAUGUGGGAAGAGCUUCAGGAAGAGCUUCAGCCUCAUCCAGCACCAGCACAUCCACACUGGGGAACGGCCCUACACGUGUGGGGAAUGUGGGAAGAGCUUCAGGCAGAGCUCCAGCCUGAUCCGACACCAGAUGAUCCACACUGGGGUGCGACCCUACACGUGUGGGGAAUGUGGGAAGAGCUUCAGGGAGAACUUCAUCCUGAUCCGCCACCAUCGCAUCCACACCAGGGAACGGCCCUACAAGUGCUUGGAAUGUGGGAAGAGGUUUCCGACCAGCUCACAUCUCCUCAGCCAUGAGCAGACACACACGGAUGAGAGGCCCUUCUGCUGCAGUGACUGUGGGAAGGGCUUCAACCGGAACUCCACCCUCAUCAGGCACCGGCGCAUCCACACCGGGGAGAGGCCCUACAAGUGUGGGGAGUGUGGGAAGAGCUUCACCCGGAGCAGUAACUUGACCAGACACCAACGGACCCACCGGUAAGGCUGCUGCUGCC